Molecule: messenger RNA, 264 nt
Organism: Macrosiphum euphorbiae (potato aphid)
Lineage: Eukaryota; Metazoa; Arthropoda; Insecta; Hemiptera; Aphididae
Source: the annotation of a GenBank genome assembly
AUGAUGUUGAAUGGACGAGGUAGACACGUGGGUGCGGUGUGCUUGAAAAAUCAAAGUCCCAGGGACGUGAAAGUUUGCUUACGUGUGCAAGGUUCAGCGGUCGUGAAAAAUUAUAACGGUGUCGUCAUGACAAAAUCUAUUUUGUCAUGGGUGUCGUCACUCGUCGGAGAGUGCAACGGAUGGUUGUUUGAACAUUUGCGGAUUGUCGUCCUUUCCUCAAGUGGGAGCGAACCAGUGUCGACAGAUGCGGGGAUUUUACAAUAA